AUGAAACAGUCACAAUCUCACGUAUUUGGAGUGGUCAAACUGUCUAUUUACGUGAAGGGAUCAAGCGUUGGAUGGCAGCUAGCAUGCCUUUCUUCUCCUUGUUUAAACGGAGGAAGCUGCAGCGAGAGUCCGGACGGAUUUUCGUGCGACUGUGAGGAGAACUACGAAGGAAAGAUUUGUCAAAUAACAAGAUCAAUGUGCUAUUUGAAUCCUUGUGCCUACGGAGGAACGUGCCAUGAUGACCUAACAAUAGGGUUCUACUGUAUCUGCGAUCCCUGCUUCUUUGGAGAAUUUUGCGAACAAGAUUUUGAUGUUUACUACGAUAAUUCGUUUCAACAACCUACACUGGAUAAUAUUCAGUAUAACAUAACGGUCCUUGACCGGUUCUAUCUUGGGAUACCUCAACUUGUCCUCUCGACCGACUGUGAACUUCGGCAAAGUGAAUUCAUCAUCACCAUGUGGAACAUCACCACGCCCAAAGGAAGCACCCUAUCGAUGACCAUCUACCAGUUUGACACGUUAGGCAAGCUUGGUGAUCAGGAUGGAAUCGAAAUUCUCACUGUGGCCACAUCUCCCUUACUCGACGAAAGCCAUUCAAAUGUGAAUGACAUUCGUGUUUUCCAUAAUCUUUCCAAACCGUACCAGGAAGUCGAUCUCUGGAUCCCAGGACCUAGGACUGACCCUACGCAGAAUAAAGUGCUGCUGUAUGCCCAAGGGAACCUCAGCAGCGUUCUCCCCUUCACUGUGAGGACGCUUUCUGGCGAGAUGCAUUGCCUCUUUUAUAGCACAUUACGAGUGUACGACAUUGAGCGGUACACAACUUUGAUGGCCAAGGUCUUGGCUGUCUAA
Molecule: messenger RNA, 849 nt
Organism: Lytechinus pictus (painted urchin)
Lineage: Eukaryota; Metazoa; Echinodermata; Echinoidea; Temnopleuroida; Toxopneustidae
Product: protein delta homolog 1-like
Exons: 4
Coding region: 1-849 (282 amino acids)
Molecular function (GO): Notch binding
Source: RefSeq, a predicted model, not a curated record